AUGACAAAAUUUUCAAUUUUUUCCAUCUUUGUAGCUUUGUUUCUCUUCAAAUUUGCAACUUCAUUUGAAAUUGUACUCUCCUUAUCUCCUACACCAAGCCCAAAACAUAAAAUCCCAGCAUCACAACAUAUUUCUCAUUUAACUCCUAAGAAUGCCUUAGAAAAUCCACUUUCCCCACAUUCAAUCCCUAAGGUAGAAAUAGUAUAUCCGCUUUCUAAAUCUAAAGUUUCUCCUAAGCCUUCACCAAAUAAAUCUCUUCCUUCACAUUUGGCUCCUAAAAGCUCAACAAUAACUACGGAUCAGUCCCAUUCAAGUUGGGGUCAGAUGGCUCCUAAAAGCUCAAUUAAACGAAAUAUUUCUCCAAAACCAAUUGAAAAGUACACAUCUAACUCAAUCUUGGCUCCUCAUUCUCAUGUAUUUUCUUCAAAGCCAAUUCAUUCAACCACUAAGGUUACAAAAACAUCUCCUUCUAAAUCUAGACUUGCUCCUAGGCCUACACCAAAAAAAUAUUUGCCAACACAUUUGGCUCCUAAAAUUUCAAUAAGUAAACAAAUUCUUUCUCCAAAACCAUCAUCAAAGCCAACUAGAAACCAUGGGUCGAAGUUUUUCCAAGUAAGACCUAAAGUUGGAUCUCAUUUUACCACUAAACAAGCAAAGAAGCAACAUAUUGUUUCUCCACAGCCAACUCCAAUCACUUAUAAACAAAAGGUGAAUCCCAAACUUGCAGCCAAAUCAACAAGAAAGUUUUCUCUUAAUACACAUUUGGCUCCCAAAUCUACUGUUACAAAACCAAAUAGCCUUCUCAGUCCAACAAGCAAGAUUAUCACUAAGUCACAUUUGGCUCCGAUGGAAGCACCAAACUUGACUCAUAAACUUACACCUAAACAUGGGACUCACUAG
This is a messenger RNA of Lycium ferocissimum, 900 nucleotides long. Its product is annotated as extensin-like. The record is from RefSeq and is a predicted model, not a curated record. Lineage: Eukaryota; Viridiplantae; Streptophyta; Magnoliopsida; Solanales; Solanaceae. The coding region runs from base 1 to 900 and encodes 299 amino acids. The transcript has a single exon.